This is a messenger RNA of Sugiyamaella lignohabitans, 2733 nucleotides long. RefSeq lists its product as uncharacterized. Lineage: Eukaryota; Fungi; Ascomycota; Dipodascomycetes; Dipodascales; Trichomonascaceae. The transcript has a single exon. Gene Ontology annotation, biological process: macroautophagy. The coding region runs from base 1 to 2733 and encodes 910 amino acids. Gene Ontology annotation, cellular component: fungal-type vacuole membrane. The record is from RefSeq and is a predicted model, not a curated record.
AUGAAGCUGUCGGGUCUGUUUCAGAGCUCUAAACCCCUGGUGACCGCGCUGUAUAUUCUGCUGGUGACUAUUGGACCAACCUCGGCAGGGGAUGUCGACCCAUCUCCAUCGACUACUAUUAUCGAUAUCUUAUCAGCAUCGCCAGAAUAUUCGAUUCUACUGCAUUAUUUACAGAAACAUGGGUUGGUCAAUCUGAUAAACCAGUCACGAAACUCGACUCUGCUGGCUCCAGUGAAUAGUGCUUUCUACCAGCUGGAAGAAGACGGUGCUACUGUCACCAAGGACCUGCUGCUAUAUCAUUUCCUGAAUGGAACGGUGGUUUCUGACAAUGUGACAUCAGAUGUGGUUCUUCAGAGCCAUCUGAGUAAACGACUGUAUGAAGCGUGGGAUGACGAUGAGGACGAGCAUGACAGGGAAGGUGAGGAAGAGUUGAAAGAUGGUAUUCCCGUUGUCAUUUCUCCUGAUUCCAGUCAUGAUUCUGACGACGAUGGUAUUGGUCUCAAAGUAAACGGCCAGGCCACUGUCGUUGAGUUGGAUCAGAUGGCCGGUUAUCAUCGAGGCGUAGUUCAAGGUGUUGACAGCUUACUUUCGAUCCCGCCCACUCUGUGUGAAGUCAUUGAAGCGAAAUCUAGGAAACAUAGCUUUUUCAGUGAACUUUUCUCAUUAGAAUACAACUGUGAUUCUUCUCGGAAAAAGCAGACUAAGCUAAGAAAGAAUCUUGUCACAUUACUAGUGCCCAAUGACAAUGCCUUUGACAAGUUUAUCGACGUCGAAAAGGACUAUCUAUUAUCCGCCAGUGCCAAAGCCGACCGAGAAAUCCUGAUUAAUCGACACACUAUCGAUCAUUUAUUAAAGCCUCAAGCUAUACAGACCUCUAUCGAGCCUCGACACCGCUCGGAAAGAAGUUCUGGAGAAAUGACUGCCGUCACUGCUGAUGGGACUGUCCUUAAAUUUGAUCGCGACUAUAUCAUCAACUCGACUUUCAACCCCGACGAAGUAAACAUAUUGACCCGUGAUGGCAUCAUCUAUACCUACGAUUCUUUGCUGUCCACUCGUCAAGAUGCAUCUUCAAAGGUGGUUGAAUUCAACCCUGAAAAGUACUUGCAUGGCCUUGGUGCAGACCUGUUUGUCGAGGAAACGUAUCUGCGAGGACUUCAGUCUCUUAUUGACGGAACUGAAACCGAACCUCAAUCCAUUUUUGUGUAUCCCAUCGGCACCAGUGAAACUAAUAGUCACCCCAAUAUCAAAUACCAUAUUGUCAAAGGAGCUAAUGCCCUCGAAGAUCUCGACACCCGUGGAACAUAUCUGCUAACGUCAAAACUAUCAUCUCAUCGAAUGGGGGACUACUACCAGAAAAUCAAGGCAAUAGUAUCUUCUGAAGGCACCAUUAGCCUGAAUUCUCAACUGGUGCUCACUUCAGAUUAUAAUGUUGGUAACACUUCGAUCUACCUGUUAGAGGGCGAUCUAGACGUGCCUCCAUCUCUUGCCUUUGCAUUAGGACCCUUUUUUCAGUCCUCAUUUUCAGUAGCUUUUCUCGAGUCGACAGGACUGAUCUCUCCACCCAAGAACGAUCCCCCAAGAACGUACCUCGUCCCCUCACGUCGAGCUUGGGAAAACCAGAUUCUGCUAAAACUUUAUCUUCAAUCCAACCAUACUGCUCUCAGAGCUGUUUUUGAGUCGCUUAUUUUUGAGACUCCUGUGUACAGUAACGAAAAACCAAGAGUCGUUGAGUCUUUGGACGGCACCAAGUCCAAGCUCAGCGUAUUUAGUGGUGGUGAGGGUCGCCAUAACGGCCCAUACAUCGCACGUGUCAAUAACACUUCCUAUGACAUUGAUGCUGAAGACAUUCUAUUCAACUCGGGUGUUGCCCACUCUAUCGACCAAUUGUCCAUUCCAAAGCACGUCGAGGUUUCUCCACAUGAUCUCAUUAUUGCUGGUGACAGAAAAGACUUUGUAGACCUAUUAAAAGCAAGAAACAUGUCCCACAUUCUGGAUCGCAAUGAAAGUUAUACUAUCCUGGUCCCGAACAUGGACCAACUCGCUGAUAACGGCUACUAUGCCAACUCCAGCAAAACUGACAGACUACUAUCUCUCCAUAUCCUCCCCGACAACCCCAUCAAUACCCUGUUUGCUGGAGAAGCUAUUCCAACUUUGGAUGAGGAUGUCCAACUUUCUGGUCGCAAUGUCACUGAGAACUUCCAUAUCCUCUCUAUCGUGGACGGUACUGGUCAAGAGACAUAUGUUGUAAGCCGUGGCGAUGCUCAAAACCACGAAUUUGGAAAACACUCGACUGUGUUGUUCCUUGACAGAUAUAUCUCGCCUGACUGGGUUCACACACCACUUAUCCGACCUCCAUACAGACUCAAGACCCACGUUGCAAUUCUCAUUGGCGCUGCUUUAGGACUAAUUCUGGCUGCUACCAGUAUCGUCACUUGUCUGUACGCAUUUGUUGGCACCCGUAAAGCCACGGAUCCCGAGAAUGACGAACAUCGGCCUCUUCUACGCGAUCGUACUACCUCUCCUUCAGGACGGAGUACUCGUAGUGCUCGCAGUAACCGCAGUCGCCGUGACAGCAACAACGGUGCCAGCGAUGUUGACGGUACUUCUCCUAAUUCCACCUCCAACAAUUUCUACUCCACUAUAAGUAGCAAUAGCAGCAUCAACCCCAUCGCAACAGGGCAUGUCAACGAGCAUCGUGAGUUUGGCCGCCACCUCAACCUCCCGAGCCCAUAA